Molecule: messenger RNA, 840 nt
Organism: Aspergillus steynii IBT 23096
Lineage: Eukaryota; Fungi; Ascomycota; Eurotiomycetes; Eurotiales; Aspergillaceae
Exons: 4
Coding region: 121-840 (239 amino acids)
Source: RefSeq, a predicted model, not a curated record
GUUAAUUCCAUCCUAACAUCUACUUCACGUCCUCGACUUCCUAACCAACCGACUCCUCCGACAUGAACUUUGACUUCACGAUCUAAACCAAACCCCCCACACAAACAAACACAGACCACCAUGCGCCGUCUACGCCCUCUACCAACCCUCUCGCUGAUUCUCCCUGUCCUCGCCCUCGUCUCCCCAUCCGCCGCCGAACGCCCCCGCACGUGCUACUUCCCCGACCACAGCAUCUCCAACGACGUGCCCUGCACCUCCGACACCUACACCCACUGCUGCACCGCCGGCGACAUCUGCCUCGACAACGGCUACUGCUACAGCGUGGCGCACCAGCCCUACGUGCUGUCGCGCGGUAGCUGCACAGACCAGAACUGGGGCGCCGACUGCCCACAACUAUGUUCGGGAUCGCAAAACAACAUCGGCGGCGGCUGCUCCAUCACCAGCCUGCUCUUCCUCGACGGCAUCUCCACCUACUGCUGCGGCAACCCCAUCUACGACGAAUCCACCGGCAACGUGACGUGCCCCAACGGCGAAAAACCCUUCGAAAUGCCCUCCGCCAAGGUCCUGCUGGGUCGCGCGGCCCUGGCCAACGGCACCGCGGGGGACGGCACCGCGAACACGGGCAUGGUGGAUGACCGGUGCGGUGUCAGCGCCGAGGAGAGGGCUGUGAGGACGGCCAUAGGGGCUGGGGUCGGGUUGCCGUUGGGGGUGGUGGCGCUGUUGGCGCUGGGGUGGGCGUUUUGGGAGAGGAGGGCGAGGAGGAAGGCUGAUGCGAUGUAUAGGGGGGUGGGAGGAUGGCUGUACGCUAAUGAGAUGGUACUGGGUAACCGAUUUAGUUAG